UGUCAAAAAGCAAAUUUGCGCCUUCCAAGCCGGACCCUCCGUAAAACGCGUUUUGGAGAAGUGGAAUUUCGCUCUAGUUACGUACAGUAGACGACGUUUGCAAAAUGUCUGAUCCAAGCUCCCGCGAAACCGUCCUGAAGACAUCGAUGGUUUACGUUUGCGGAGAAUGUCUUCACGAGAAUGAAAUGCGCCCAAAAGAUCCGAUCCGUUGCCGCGAGUGUGGCUAUCGUAUUAUGUAUAAGAAGCGCACACGUCGCCUGGUCGUGUUCGACGCUCGCUAGUGGCCUUAUGGAACCAUUCCAACGAUCCUGACUCGCGGUUGUAGGGGCCUAUUCUGACAUUCAGGUGAAUUAAAGCAUGGUUAAAUGAAAAAAAUAUAUGUAUAUACGCCGACAAAACCAUGGAAAACGCCACGCGAAUGUCAGAAUAGAUCCCUUAGUCGUAGAGAACAGCUUGGCAGGAAUGAUGUGUUGGAGAUACUUCCGACGAAUGUAUUUUUUAUUGUUGGAAGGAUGAGUAUCUGGAAGAUUCGGCAUUACUAACUCCCUCAUGGCAUUAUAAUAACUCUUUCCUUUUCAAUAAUAAAUAAUCCAUCACAUAAACGAAA
Anopheles darlingi is the source of this 607-nucleotide messenger RNA. RefSeq names its product DNA-directed RNA polymerases I, II, and III subunit RPABC4 (gene Rpb12). Lineage: Eukaryota; Metazoa; Arthropoda; Insecta; Diptera; Culicidae. The transcript is spliced from 4 exons. Gene Ontology annotation, molecular function: DNA-directed RNA polymerase activity; zinc ion binding; DNA binding. Gene Ontology annotation, biological process: DNA-templated transcription. Bases 105 to 281 code for a protein of 58 amino acids. Gene Ontology annotation, cellular component: RNA polymerase I complex; RNA polymerase II, core complex; RNA polymerase III complex. The record is from RefSeq and is a predicted model, not a curated record.